CUCAGUUCUGCAGGUGGUAAGCACUUUGGAGAGUGCGGAGAGUAAGUUAACAUUGUUUAAGACAGGACAUACAGAACACAUGUUUGCUGUAUUAAAAAAUGCCCUCUGUUUCAAGGAGCUGCUGAAAAUCAUUUGUCACAGAGGCACAAAUGAGCAGAUAUAGGAGGUCAACACCAGCAUCAGGCAAUAAGCUACACAGGCAUUGUGAGAGCUGCCACACCAAAUACUGCAAUGCUCCCAUAGAGAUCUCUUUGUCAUGCAUGAUCAUCAACUGCCGCUUGCUGUGUGGAGCCUCCUUUCACAUGUGUAAAGAGGACGAACACAUACUGCUCUGUCCUAAUGAAAAGGUGCCCUGCAUUAACAAAACCUUUGGCUGCCCUUUUAGCAUGUGUCGCUCGAAGCUGGCCAAACACCUGGAAGUGUGUCCUGCUAGUGUGGUGGUCUGCUCAAUAGAGUGGAACCGCUGGCCCAUUGAGGAUGUAAAGUCACCAUUAAUUAGCAACCUUUUGAAAAACAUCCAUGAGCAUCAAGCUCUGGACCUGUCUACAUCUCUAAGAGAUCAGAAACAACUAUGCAGCAGGCUGAAAAUGAGGAGCUUCUUUCCUCAGUUGAUGCAGGAACCAGAAAAACCUAUUCAAACAGAAGUAGAAGCAGAGGAUGACGCAAGAGGAGGUGACGUUUUGCUUAAUGGAAGCCGUAUGAAUUGCAUGGAAGGUGACCCUAAAAAAGUCCAGAUGGAGGUUUCCGUUGAGAAAAAUCUCACUGUGGAUGAAGAGAAAUACAACAUAUAUGAGAAGAUGUUUAGCAAAGAGAGAGGGGGCUGCAAGCAGGACCAGGAAGAAGUAUCAAAAGCAGAAGUUAAAAAAGAUAGGCCUAACCAAAGUAAAGGUUCAAUAUACCCAUCUACCUCUCAUCAAAAGGAAUCUGCUGAGGCAAAUAAAGAAAAUACACGUGGAGGAGAUGCUGUCCAAACAGGCAUCCCUAAAACUGGCCUUGCUCCUUGGCAAGAAGGAGUUUUGGAAAGACUUAAGGAAGUAAAUCCAAGAGAGUACGACAUGUAUGUAGUUCAUCAUGGACGCAUGCUAAUUUCCUUUGGCCAGAUAAAGGCUUGCACUCCACGAGAAGAAGAUUUUGUGUAUGGAAGCCUGGAACCAAUACCAGUUCAAACUCUUCGUUCCUUUAAUGUUCCGAUCAGUUACAGGCACAAACGCAUUCAUCUUAAAGAUCAUACCAGCAAAGUGUGCACAGAGAACAAGAGUGUGGACACGUCUGAGUUGGGUUUGACUACUGAAGAGGAGACUCAGAAGAUGGAUGAGAUGUUUGCAACUUUGUUAUGUGCUGCUGAAGUUGAGGUCAGAGGACACAAGAUCAGUGAAUCUGUGGUGACAGAUGGACUUACUUUUGAUAUUGCAACUCAGACAUAUGACUUUCUCGCAGCUCCUUUUAAGUACAACGCCACUCUGGCUGAUAUUACAGAGGACAGAGAUUUAAAACCUUAUCUCCAAAUGGAAACAGAGAGUGUGACACUUAGACACAAUAAAUCUACUUCUGAGUUCACAUUUAUGUGUGAACAUUUUUUCAGAAGGGAUGAGUUUGCAUCUCACUAUAAAAACGUACACUCAGAUAUCCAGUCUUGUUUGAAUGGCUGGUUCGAGCAGAGAUGUCCUCUGGCUUAUCUGGGCUGCACCUUCAGUCAAAGACGACUCCAGCCCUCCACACACAAAGCUACGGUCUACUUUAACCAGGACCUUAGCGUCUUCACACUCAGACCUGAUAUUGAUUCUCAAAUGAUCCCAAAACAGCAAAUUGGAUAUGAGGAUUCUCUCAGUAAUUUACCUUUUGAGGUACUGUGUCAGAUCGCCAGGUACCUAGAUAGCUUCUCUCUUUCCCAGCUGGCCUUAGUGUCUCGACUUUUCCGAGAUGUUAGUGCGACUUUACUGCAUGAGAGAGGAAUGGUCUGCUUAAAAUGGAGGAAAAAACUAUACACCCAUGGGGGAGCCAAAUGGAAAUCAUCCAUAGUUUGGGAGUUCAGCAGUCUUUUUAGCAGAGUGGGUACUUGGUGUAUUGAUGACAGUCUUCCCAUGUCAGACCACCUUCAGCACUGUCCAUUUUACCAAAGAGAACCCAAAACAAAGCCUUUUCCACUGCCCACCAUGUGGAAGAAGAAUAACAUCAAAGGAUCAAAGGAUCAUAAAAAUCUAGCAACACAGUUUAUGGGGCGCCGGUAAAAUUAAAUUGAUUAAUAUUUGUAUUUGUUGUGCAAUUUUUAUAAGUGCAGUUAUUACACUAUAUUGAAUGAAAAUUCAAGUGAAGAGAUCAGAUAUAAAAUGAAUGUUGAAUGAAGUCUCAAUGUUUCAGUAAAGAAGUCCUUUUUGGAUUUUUUAGAGUAAAUCACUUCCACAUCAUCUCAUCUCACCUAAACCAAUGUAGCUGCUUGAGCAUGAAAAAUCAGUGCAGGUCCCCGCAAGGACCACAUGAGUCGCCCGCGAGCCUUUUCUAAAAAUAGCUGUUUCCUACCUUGUUAAAUCCUUGUUGAUAAUUAUUGUGAUAAAUUAUUAACAUGAUUAAAGUCUUCACAUAGAUCAGGGGUGUCAAACUCAGUGUCAAAUCUGACCCGACGUUCAAUUAUAUCUGGCCCGCGAGAUGAUUCUAUAAAGAUCUAUUAUAAUUGUUAUUAAUGGCCCGGCGAUAUGAAGCGCUGAUAACACAAACUACAGAUCCCAUAAUGCAGCGCUUCAGCUGCCUUACCGAACGCUAGAUUACCUGGGAACUGUUGUAAAGUUACUGAAGAGAAAAAUGGAUUCUGAAAACAGAAUACCGAUGGGAUUCUGAGUAGAUGUUUACUGACACUGCCGGUAAACACGUGUUUGUUAUUUGUUUAGCGAAUGUGGAUGUAAUUAAGGAAUUGAAUAUAAGA
Messenger RNA from Silurus meridionalis, 2917 nucleotides. It is a transcript of the gene fbxo40.2, whose product is annotated as F-box protein 40, tandem duplicate 2. The record is from RefSeq and is a predicted model, not a curated record. Gene Ontology annotation, molecular function: protein binding; zinc ion binding; ubiquitin protein ligase activity. Gene Ontology annotation, cellular component: cytoplasm. Bases 150 to 2228 code for a protein of 692 amino acids. NCBI's taxonomy places the organism in Eukaryota, Metazoa, Chordata, Actinopteri, Siluriformes, Siluridae. The transcript has 4 exons.